Molecule: messenger RNA, 733 nt
Organism: Gossypium raimondii (Peruvian cotton)
Lineage: Eukaryota; Viridiplantae; Streptophyta; Magnoliopsida; Malvales; Malvaceae
Exons: 7
Coding region: 153-596 (147 amino acids)
Source: RefSeq, a predicted model, not a curated record
AAAAUAAAAUCAAAAUCCAUUUCUUUAACAUAAAGAAGAACAGAAAAAAAGGAAGUUUUUUCUUUCCCAUCUCCACACAUAAAAAAGAAAAAAAAAACGAAGCUUGAAUUCAAAUCAAUCAAAUAACAGUCUCUGUUUCUAAAUUGUUGCAAAUGGCAUCAUCUUAUUCAACUCCUGCUGUUCCCAUCUCUGCACCUCUAGCUCCCAAGAAGGAGAACAACACUCCCGUCGGCUCAAAAAUUGCCGAAUUGAAUGAAUCAAGGGCUGAGCUACUCAGUAGAAUUCAAGGAUUGAAACUGGAUCUGCAAAAUUGGAGAUCAAAAUUGGAUACCCAAGUUAAAAUUUACCGCGAUGAGCUUACAGACCUGAAGAAAACACUUAAUGUUGAAGUUGAUCAACUCCGUACGGAAUUUCAAGAUCUAAGGAACACACUCCACCAGCAACAUGAAGAUGUUACUGCAAGCUUGAGAAAUUUGGGGCUGCAGGAUGUUUCAGAAGGUGUUGAAGAUGGUGAAGAACAACCCAAGGUUGAAGCAAAAGACGAGGAAAUGCAAACACCAGCCAUAAAGGAAAAUGGCAAGGAAAUGGAGAACUAGGUUGGUUAUGAAUGAAAAUAACCAUUCUUGUGUUUUGAACUAUAUUAUCAUGUUUCUUAGGUUACAAAUUCCAAGUCUUUCAUAUGUUCCAAUUGAUAUAUGGUAUUGACAAUUUAAUUUACAUUGCAUUUUUUGGA